Diaporthe amygdali is the source of this 447-nucleotide messenger RNA. RefSeq lists its product as uncharacterized. The record is from RefSeq and is a predicted model, not a curated record. NCBI's taxonomy places the organism in Eukaryota, Fungi, Ascomycota, Sordariomycetes, Diaporthales, Diaporthaceae. The coding region runs from base 1 to 447 and encodes 148 amino acids. The transcript has 2 exons.
AUGGCAACUCCAGACCAACCAGAACCAACAAGAUCACUAGCAUCCCGCCUCAAUGGCUGGGGCCUAUCCUCCCUCCCGCCGAUGGGCCUAGCAACCCUGAUCACCUCGCUGCACUUCCGCCCCUUCCACAAGCUGCCCAUGCUGGUCUUCACGCCGAUGCUGGCGCUGAGCAGCUACCUGAGCGUGGCGGGCUUCAAGAUCGACGGCGCGGGGCUCGGCGCCGCCUGGUCGGGCCUGUACGUGCUGCUGGCCAUGCGCAGGCGGAACCCCGCCGCCUCGCUGCGCCAGCGCUUCACCGCGAGGGCCGCCGUGCGCGGCGCCGCCGUCGGCCUGGGCAUCGUCAACGCCGCCGCCGGGGGGUACGCCUACGCCGUGGGGAACAGGGAGGCGGAGCGCGUCGAGCGCAAGGAGAGGGACAGGUGGGGCAUCGAGGCGGCUAAGGAUUGA